AGGAUAUAGUCGAAGUGCUUGUCCAUCACUUUCUCUGCUAUCAAGUUGUGUUCUUAUUUUGCUUUGAGUGUAUAGCACUCUGUACUAGUUGAGCAAUAGAGAAUCUAUGGCAUUGAACUGCUUUCUCACAACCACUGGACCUUACCCUCCCGCCCACUAGCAAACGACCACACAGCUUUUUCCCUAGGUAAACAACAAAGCAGGGCAAUGCAAAUCUAACAUAGCUCGAGUAUCAUCUUAUCAACUUGAAUACAUCCGUCGCUAAGUACACGAUUCUGAAGGAAGGCCGGCUAGUCGCCUCACAACUCGAACACUCGACAAGUGAGAAGCCGGGUACUCACAGCAAGUCAAGACACAUCGAAACCUUGAGCUAAGAGCUAUUGCAGUGUGUCGGACACCGGAGGAACAUCUACACCUCCAAGUGUGUAGGUAGCCCAGGACGCCUCAUCAAUAGCAAGAAACGGCCUACAAGUUCCUCCGAGCAUCAGCCCCCAGCCCGCAACGCCCGAGGCUGAAGAGCGAUGACACCGUUUGAACAAUAGUGACUGUGGCUUUGACAAGAUUUCGGUAGUUUCGCAGCGACCUGAAGGCUGAAGACUCGCACUCGCCACUGCAGCAGUGCAGUUCCUGCAGAUCCAGUGGGGCGUUGCCCUGCGCGGCGCCGCGGUGAAGAUUUCCUCUGACAGACAGGCGCUAAGCUGUUUUGAGAGCUAUAGCGUAGAGGCCAUAGGUGAUUCUACGAGUACAAGAACAAGACCGUAACAAUGAGAAGAACAAUCAUGGACGACUACACACCCACAACCUUCCACUCAUAUAAGACUCCGCCAGUCUCAGCCCCCACAGCUAUUGACGCUCUCCUCGCCGCAUCUCUCCCGCCAGGCACCACAGACCCUUCAACCGCCGCUGCCCGACUAGCCUAUAACCUCCCAUCUACGCCCGUUGAAGUUCUCGACCGAACGAUCAAGUCCCUCUUUGACUACGGGCCCGAGGAUGCCUCGCUGAAGUACUCCGCGCUCGAAGACUCCGUCCUCCGCGGGACAACGGUCGUUGAUCGCGGCUACGUCCGCUCGUCUCUGGCCCGCUAUAUCAUUGAACAGUUUCCGUGGUACGAUUCGAAGCUUGCGACGAGACUGGUUCUACUAUUCGCUUGUAUGCCGGACCUGCACCGUAUGCUUGAGGCGAUGCGCUUCCAGAAUGAGAAGAUAGCCGGUAUAACCACCAUGCAAGAGGUAAAUUCCACGCCAUCAGCGGACCUACCUAGCCGCUUUGCGCUCGCAAAACGAGAAGCCCUAUCCGAGGCCGCUCAAGUGACUGUCCUCGGUGUGAGCCUCGUCGACGUCGAGAGCCUGGAGAGGAUGGAAGCGCAAAACGGCCUGGGUACGGGGUUCUCGAGCUACGCGCAUAACUUCGCGCUUGCAAUCGGGAGAGAGGGGUGGCGGAUGUAUCAGGCUUGCGAGAAAAAUGAGUACCGGCUUGAUGAGUGGUUGAUGAGGAUUAAUGGUGGUUCAAGGUUGAGGGACUGGGAGGCGGCGGAGGGGUGGAUGGGUUGGUUUCGGAGGAUCUGUGGGGGAGGGGAAACGUGGACUGCGAAACUCAACGAUGCGUAUACUGCCUGCUUCGACGUGGACCUUGACUUUUUUUGCGGGGAGGGACGGUCUUAUCCACCUCUCAUACCCGUGUAUCGGCCCUGGGUGAAGAUUCAGCAGAUCAACGAUGUCAAGGUGGAAGAUAUCUGCAAGUUUGAAUGGAAAGUUGGUCGUUCGUGGGAUUAG
Molecule: messenger RNA, 1772 nt
Organism: Aspergillus calidoustus
Lineage: Eukaryota; Fungi; Ascomycota; Eurotiomycetes; Eurotiales; Aspergillaceae
Source: the annotation of a GenBank genome assembly